AACUGUAAAGACAUAAUUAAAAGGCAAUUCUUGAAGGCUGACAAUGCGAGACCAAACCCUGAAUUAGAAGCUAAUACCAUGAAACCAAAACCUGAACCAAUAAAAUACUUGGAUUACAUGUACAUGAGCAAGUUUAUUAACACGCAGCAAAUCAUGAAUGCAUUAUCAAAAUUUGCUAGAAAUCUGAUAAAUAGCGGAAAUGAUUUUGAUAUCAUUAAAUUUUUAAUAAAGUCUUCCUUAGCGAGACCAACAAAGGAAGUUAGUGAAU
Molecule: messenger RNA, 268 nt
Organism: Racocetra persica
Lineage: Eukaryota; Fungi; Glomeromycota; Glomeromycetes; Diversisporales; Gigasporaceae
Source: the annotation of a GenBank genome assembly